AAGGGUUCUCCUUCGCCUUUUCCCGCUCACGAGAGUGGAGCCAAAGAGUUGGUCGAGCACGGAACAGCAACUGCGGCUUCAAGCCACUCCGUCGCAACGUCAGCGUCUACUUCGCCGGAAGGGUUCCGUGAUCCGGCGGCACUGCUGCUUGCAGAGAAGGGCCGACAUGGCGAGAAAGCGCAGUCGCAAAUGCUUGUGAAUUUAGAAAAGCCUCCCAAGGAAAUCGAGAGCCCUGGAUCCCAAGCCGUAAGCGAGGUUCGCCCUUCGCCGAGCGUAGGAGGCGUUCAGAGUGUGAGCAGUCGCACAAGUGGCCAUGGCUGCCCAGCGUCAGCAGACAAGUUGCUUUUCGACCCGCACCAGUCUCAGCUGGUGCUGAACGUGUCACCCCUGAGGCCGACAUCUGGGAGCUCGCCCAGGAAGGCCAAGGCUGGGCAGCGGUUUCCGCGCAUCAAGAAGAUGUCCAUGCGCAUGGCGGAACUGAGGAAGUUCAGACUGAACAGCGUGAACCGAUCUCUGGAUCCCUGCGAAGACUUCAGCAAAUACGCCUGCUCGGCGUGGUCUCCUCCACGGGCAAGGGCAGACUACGCCACGUCAAGCUUCACGCAGCUCAUCCGUGCAUGGUUCGAGGGCUUUAGCGGCCUCCUGCUGGACGCCUCGAAGCACGGAUUCACGGUCGCUGACGGGCCAGCAGCCAUGCUACGGGCUUGCCUAAACCCCAACACCAAGGCGAGCGUGCCAGGCAUAAAAGAGCUACGAGACCUAAUGGCCUCCGUCCACCUCAAUUGGCCCGACCCGCCUGAUGACGAGGCCAGCCCGCUGGGAGUCUUGCUGCGACUAGCCCAUGAUUUCGGAGUACGAACCUGGUUUACCAUUCGCGUGUACCGGCGUAACACCAGCCACACCAGCACUGUACACCUCAGCCCGGCCGACGCCAUCGGCUUCGCCGUAAAACACCACAGGCGUGUGAGGGCUUCGAAAGCGUACGAGCUUUUAUGGCAAGCUUUCUACUCCCGCUUCCAGGAGUUCGGAAACGGAAGCACUGCGCCGAACGACGCUGCGAUAGAGAGGUCCGCGGUGAUGCAGACCUUCGUCCUGGAGCACAUCUUCGAGGCCAAGACAAACCCGAAAGCUCGUCCCGCAUGUUUUGUUAUGUCCGUCCUUGAUGGGUACACAGCCAACAUUUCAUCCGAGGAAUGGAUCGCUGAGAUAAACGAGGUAAUCCCCAGCGCCCAUGUGUCUCCUUCGGACAACAUCAGCGUGAGCGAUCUUGCGGUUCUCGAAGCGAUCGACGCUAUCUUCAAGUCCUUCACUCGCCGUGACAUUAUGGAUUAUUUGGGCUGGCAGCUGGCACAGUUGUACGGUCCGCUGGUUGAUCCGAUGCUAUCCAAGGAGUACUUUGGAGACGCGGAGCGCACCGCGAUCUACCUGCCUUACGUGUGCGCCCGUGAGGUUGAGGCAUCAUAUCCGGGUUUGUUGGCAGCGCUGCACUACCUCACGCGCCUCGACCAGUCGGCACGGAAUGCCGUCAGGAUGACCCUGGAGAGUGUCCUCAACACCACGGCCGCCCUAGUAGAUGGCGUCUCUUGGCUGGACGAGGUCACGAAGGCUGCGGCCACAGCUCAGCUUCGAAGUGUGAAAAUCCGCCUCUGGCCUCCUCCGUGGAUCCUGGAAAAAGAAGCCCUAACGCGCACCUACUCUCACUUCCCGGUCAACGCCACUUCACUGAUGGAUUUCCUGAAGCUGUCCCGAAGAGCGAUAAGGAAGCUGACCAAGUCGGAGCCAGAGUUCGAAGAGGUGCUUUCGAGUCCGCUGAGUGGCUCACUUCCUUACUUCAGCUACGACCAAGCCCUCGGCGAGGUGUCCAUAUCAGCGGGCGCUGUCCAGUUCCCGCUGUAUGUCCCCGGUGGCACUGCAGUCAUGAACUACGCUGGACUUGGCUUCUCGUUUGCGAUGCAUUUGGUGCGGUUUCUCGAAAGCGUUAGCCGCACGGGGACGGCUGAGCGACGGUGCACAGACAUCAGCGACGGCAACUUUUCAUCGUACACAGCUGCGCUUCGCAAGAGGUCUUCGUGUCUCGCGCCGGCUUACAACGGCAGCUUCUUCCCAGAGGUGGUAGCCUUGGAGGCCACUCACGCCGCAUUCCUCAACAGUGUCGGCGGUGCUCUUGACGGAGAGCGUCUCAUCAAAGAGUUCUCCAAUGAGCAGAUCUUCUACAUCGCACUCUGCUACUUCCAAUGCGGCCGUCAUGGUGGCCGACGUGAUUUCUUCAACCAAUGCAACAGGGCAGUUAUGACCCUGGAGGCCACCAACCCAGAGGUCGAUGGGCCCUGCUUCGGAGACGGCGCAGCAGCGCUCGCUGCUGUCGCCUGGGUGGCUGAGGGCACUGCCGCAGCCACACUCUUUGUGGGCCGGACCGAUACCGGAAUCUGCUACGGCAUCGCCCUCCUACGCGCCGCAUCAGCAUACCCUGCGAGCCUCUAUGCUUCGCUGCCUUCGUUGGUGUCCGAGUCGUUGCGGUGGGCGAGCCUGGUGUCCCUGGCAUUCGGCUGGACCGAAGUCGUGCACCGUCCUUUGCCCAAAACCUCCAGGCGCACCAUGACACUCAUGGACGGCGUAUUCACGCUCUUCAACGUGGGAUCUUCGGUGACCUCGAUACGGCAGGGUGUGUACAUGGUGCGACAGAAGGAAAAUCUGUUCGACAUCUGUCCCGGCAGCGCGAGGACCGCCGCUUCCAGCUUCGCCAGUUCAGCGGUCCUGGUGACACUGAGCUGCGUGUCGGCCUGGCGCAACAAGCACGGACAGCCCUGCUCAGCCUACAUCUGGUGCGUGCUGGGCCUCUUGGCUACGGCCGCCGUGAUUGACGCCGUAGCCUUGGCACAAUACCUGUGGUCCCUAGAGAGGAUGGUCUUGUCUGACUUCAACUACCAACGCGGCGUAGUCCUCGUCGAGGUGCUGGCCGUCUUCUUUCUACUGGGUUCGUUCCUUUCUACUGGUCUUCGAGACCGCAUCGUCUUCAAAGGACACGGCCACAAGUCUAAGGAGCGAGUCCAUGACGACACAUCUUCGCCUUUCGGCGUCUUUACAUGCUGGCCGCUACGCACCCACCUAGCCAACGUCGUGCUUCGGUCAAAGGCCGUCAUGGAGGACCUACCCCUGCUGCCUCGCAGAUUCAAGUGCAGUCAGCUGCUGCAGCAGUUCAGCGCUCACUUGUCCGAAGGAUGCAAGCACCAAUUCGAAAGGCCACGUCUGCCACCAAAGGAAGCGGCAAGUAAUCUACUGUUGUACUCUCUUCCUCACCGCAGGCAAAAGGCGACAACCACGGGCCGUUUUGUCGCCACGAUCGUGCGGGUACUCUGGAUUGACGUCCUGUGGACAGUCGUAAGCACCCUCAGCUACUUCGGAUGCGUGAUCAUCAAGGUGCCGAUUCUCGAGUCCCUUAUCGAAGCGCCCAGCGACUGGCACAGGGCCACGUCGGCGGUGCUGUUCGCGGCUGCCUCGGUGGCAGACCUGGUGCUGUGCUCCUACCAAACGCACGUGUCACUGCGAAUGUGCAUGCGUGUGCGUUCCAUGCUCCAGGCCGCCAUCUUCGCAAAGCUCUUUGUAAUACCUCUUUUCUCCGGCUUACCCUGGUCGCAGAUGACGCGCCUGUCGCCGUCCGCACUGACUCGCAACCCGUCUGGCUACGUGGUCUCCGUGCUCGGCGUGGACUGCGCGCAGCUGGGGGCCAGCAUGCUGCAGUUCCCGCUUCCCGUGAUUGGCUCACUGUGCAUGCCGCUGGUGCUGGGGCUGCUCGCCAUUCGCGCCGGGACCGUGCCGGCGCUAGGAUGCGCGGUGUGGCUCAUGAUCGUCCUCUUCCUGCCCUUCCCGACGUCGGUGCUGCAGAACGCGCUGUGGAAACGAGUGAUGCGGUUCCGCGAUGAGCGUCUGAAGAGCACCACGGACCUGCUGUCCUCGGUCCGCGUGGUAAAGCUGUACGCCUGGGAGGACGCCUACCUGGGCGCCGUGGGACGGACGCGAGACGCCGAGCUGGCCGUACUUCUGCGCACAAACAUGCUGGACGGUGUCAUGGACUCGAUCUACAGCUCCACGUCUUCCAUGGCAUGUGUCUCCUAUUUACGUGGAGCAUACUGUAGAGUUGUCCUAUGGCGUUUUGCUCGAGCAAAACUCAGACUCAAGCAAAACGCCGGUUGUAUACAGGGUGUCCCAGCUAACCUUAGCCAGAGUUUAAAAAAAUGCUUGACCAUAAUCCUGUUCGGGCUUUUGGCUGCUGUGGGAGGGACAGACACGUUGACACCGACGCUGUCCUUCUCGUGCCUUUACUUACUGUCGCUGACCGACAUGAUCACCAACAUGCUGGCCAACUCCCUGCGCAUGAGGAGCCUGGUGUCGCUCGGUCUGAGACGGAUAUGCAAGUUCUGCACCGAGGAGGAGCAGGAGGAAAGUCUCCCGGACUCCAAAGACCCCGCAAUACAGAAGGGGGAAGUGGUGCUCUCCGGGUGCAGCUUCUCGUGGACGCAUCACUCGUGCCACUCCUCCUCUCCGAUGCCCAGCGAGCCUUCGCUCAGGGACGUCACCUUCCGAGCAGCGCCCGGGUCCUUGGUGGCCGUCGUAGGCUUCGUUGGCAGCGGGAAGUCCUCUCUGCUGGCCGCCAUCUUGGGUGACAUGCAUCGCACGCGAGGCACCCUUCGCACGUCGGGUUCCAUUGCGUACGUGUCUCAGGUGGCGGCGAUAUACAACAUGACCGUCAGGGACAACAUCACGUUCGGGAAACGGUUCGACCCAGCUCUGUACGCACGAGUCAUCAAGGCUUGCGAACUUCUCAAUGACCUUAACACUUUUCCUGCCGGUGAUCUGACUGAGGUCGGAGAGAAGGGCGAGACACUGAGCGGUGGCCAGAAGCAGCGCAUCUCGCUGGCGCGCGCCGUCUACAGUUGCUCGCACAUCUACCUGCUCGACGAUCCGCUCAGCGCACUUGAUCCCACGGUGGCCGCCAGGGUCUUCAAGCACGUCGUCGGCAAGAGCGGGCUGCUCCGAAACACGACGCGCAUCCUUGUGUGCAACCAGGGCUCCCUCCUGAAGCACAUGGACCGGCUCGUGCUCAUGCACGACGGCACCGCGUCGGUCUUCGCCACCGUCUCCGAGCUGCUGCAGCACAAGGACACGCCGCGUACGGUGCGGGCGGCCCACUCCAGGCAGGCCAAUGCCAGGCAGACGACGGCCUGCGAUGUCAGGUAUAGCAAAACUCUGCGCGAAUUGCCCUUCCUCCGACCCACGCAGGACCUCGACAAGGUUGAGAGGGUUCCGCGGAGACUUGCUUUGGACGACAGGGACACUUCGGACCAGGAUGAGGCCAAGGGAAGGGUCACAGUGGAGGAAAGCAUAACAUCGUCAAAGACUACCCUGGAGGUGGUGAGCGCCCUCUGCCGGCUGUGCGGUGUGUGCGGACCCCUGGCGUUACUCUGCUUCGUGGCGAGUGCCGGGGCAGUGGCCUGGCAGCAGCUGUACGUGAAGCGGUGGACCGACACUAUGGCUGCGGGAGCUGGCUCGUCAGCCAACUGGGUUGGAGGCCUGGUCGCCAUCUCGCUUUCCGACGGUAACUUUCACGGGCUGGUUGGUUGCGGCUGGCACGUUCGGCCCGUCAUCUUUCAUUCCGUGCAGCUUUUAGCAUUGCUCGCACGUAUGUUAACGUACACGUGCGCCCGAAUACCUGGAAAACGUGAACUGCUGUUCCGCACGGCCGGCGGUUUCCUCCUGGCGGCGAGCUCGCAGCGCUUGUCGCGGCUGAUGCACCGCUCCAUGCUGGAGCACCUGCUGGCCAGUCCAAUGUCCUUCUUUGACUCGACGCCGCGGGGCCGCAUACUGGCGCGCUUCUCCACGGAUCUGGACGCCAUAGACUCCCGACUGUACCUAGGCGGCAAGCAGAGCCUGCAGAACGCGUUCAUCACCGUCGCCAAGCUGGUCGUUGUGGGGACGCAGACGCCACCCGUGCUGGCCGUGGGAGUGGUCGCCAUCGUCGCCAUGGUCCUCGUUAUGAGGCACUCGAUACAGGCAUCGAACGCGGCGCGCUACCUGGAGAGCCGGAACCUGAGCCGCAUGCUGCAGCACGUGACCGAGACGCGCGACUCGCUGAGCACGGUGCGCUGCCUGGGAGCGGUGCCGCGCUUCAAGCUGCACUACCAGCGGCUGUCGGACCUCGGGAUGCGCGCCUUCGGGGGGUUCUGCAUGUGCUUUCGCUUCUCGCGCUUCGCGGCCGGCCUGUGCGGCCUGGUCGUGGUGCUCGCGGCCCUGGCGUUCUCCGUGGCGCUGGCAGGCCGUGAGCCGCCGGAGCAGGCGAGCAGCAGCGUGGCGCUGGCGCUCAGCUCGUCCCUGUCGAUCCCGAUGAUGACAGUAGCCCUGUGCCUGUCGCUCUACGUGGUCCUUCAAGGCACAGUCUGCUUCGAGCGGGACCUCGAAUACACAGAGCUGCCCGCAGAGUCUGAGUGUCAGCCAGUAACAGAGAAAUUCACCCUGCUCGUCGCACCAACGCUCGGAGACACCUGGCCCAGCGAAGGUCUAGUGGAGUUCGAGAAGUACUCAGCCUCUUACCGUACAGAAGUACUGCCCGACGUGCUCAAGGGUGUCACCUUCGUCGUCGAACCCAAGGAGAAGGUGGGCGUUGUCGGCCGCACGGGUGCCGGCAAGUCCUCGCUAGUGCUGGCCCUGCUCCGUGUUCUGAAAGCUUCGCAAGGACGCAUUCUCAUCGACGGCGUCGACGUGUCCACAGUGCCGCUGCGACGCCUGCGCUCCGCCGUCACCGUCAUUCCCCAGGAUCCCACGCUGGUGCGUGGCAGUCUUCGGGACAACCUGGACCCUACGCGCAGUCACACAGACGAACAGCUCUGGAGAGCGCUGAGACAGGCGCACCUAUCCGACCUGGUGGCUGGCCGUCAGGAGGGACUGCUCAUCGAAACCGGAGACGGAGGCUCGAACCUCAGCGUGGGCCAGCGACAGCUGGUGUGCCUGGCCCGAGCCCUGCUUCGUGGACCCAAGAUACUGGUGCUGGACGAGGCAACGUCACAGAUGGACGGCGACACGGACCGACUGAUCCAGGCCACGCUGAGGGACGCCUUCGCCCAGUGCACUGUGAUCGCCAUUGCGCACCGCAUUCACACCGUGCUCGACUACGACAAGAUCCUUGUAAUGGCGGAUGGCACCGUUCUGGAGUACGGGCCGGUGAAGAAGCUACUCUAUGACGUCAGUUCCGCAUUCCACACUAUGGCCAAGAACGCCGGAGCCUUACCUUUCGACGCCCAUGGCCGAGACUACGCAUCAAUUACUGAACUGUGAAAAUAACUAACAGCUCGCAGACGUGUGGCUGUAGACUGCCCUGGUGAAACCGUGCUUCGCUGCUGGUGUCACAUCUCGCAGGAUGUGAUCGAAGGACACAAACUACGCCAUGCCAAAAACACAAGCUGAAAGACUAGUUGCCUAGGCCGCGCAGGAGCAGCAAUCGUGACGUUGGCCUUUCGUGAUAUCAUGGGUUCGCGAGUACGGAAGUUAUCCGGCCGAAAAGUUCCACAGGCCACUUAUACAGUUCCGUCACGAAGAAGCACUGCAUUUUGUUAAAGAUUUGGAAGUGUUUAAAUUCGUCCAAAAAUUUUCAAUUUCUGUGGGCGCAAAAUGGCGUCUUCCGUUUCACGCACUAAAUUAUUAUAAAGAUCUCACAUCUCCAAGUCGGUCGGCUCUGUUUCAUGCGGAAUUUCGGCAGGAAGAAAAGUUACCACUGUCAUCAGAUUACCGCGAUAACGAAUGCGACUCAAGACAUCAGCGCUGAUGGCAGUACCUUUCUGGAUCUGGGUUGAUAAUGAGCUAAGAUCUGCUUCUAACUUUCGGCUAACCUGUAUUUAUCACUGGACAAACACGUUUGUGUGCCGGUGCAAUCGUUGUAAGGAAGAGCUUUAUCCAUUACCUACAAGGAGUGUAGUCGCAUUACAAAAAGAAAAUCUGACAGCCUUUAAUAACAAAAGAUGUGUACGUGCGCAGAAUAUAUCGGUUGUCUACGGAAAUAAAUAAUGGCCGGGUACUUCCAAUCGACGUUUAUUUGCGGGGUGUCUUAACAUCGGACAAAAUCAAAAUCUUUAGACAAGAAAAAUAACUACUGAUUUCAAUAGAGACUAUGUAAUGUGUCCAUAUCUCUAGCGGGCAACUUGAGAAGGUUUCACGCGCAUUAUUUGCGCUGGAAAUAGUCUUGAAAAUGCGACCAUUAGCGCUCCAUUCCUAAAUCACCAUAAUUUGACGACAUGUUACUUUAUGAACCUGCCUGAAGCUGCACUGGUAAUCUGACUUCACACAUGUGGCACUAAACAGAUGGAACAUACAUGAAAAAAUGUGUACCGCUUAAUAAGCGUAACUUAUGUGUAACGUAAGUCCUUGGCCUGCUCAUCCUUCUUGGGAGCUUCUUGUCUCUGCUAUUUUGUAUCAUUCCUAAUAUGGUUCGUUUUAUGUUUCACUAAGUUGAACAUAUUUGCAACACUAUUCCAAUUAUCAUGUGUGACGUAUGUGGCCCGAGUUUAAGCGUUUAUUGAAACAUCAUUUCCUCCGAUCAGCCAGGACUUUAGCUAUAGCGACGACAUCAGUGCCAGGUUUUUUCGACGCAGUGUGAAGCACUUCACUGACCUCACACAGAAAUAUUUGACAACGUUGCAGCCGUUUCCCAAAUAUCUGCGCACCAGCUGCAAAGAUCGGCUGCAAGCAGUUGGUACAAUGAAGCGAUAGCGCAGAAUUUGCCGCAGGUUCAGGUAUUUCUCGAUGGUAUGUAAUGAAUGCGAACAAGUACUAAUGGCUGUUACACUUCUGAGACAGCUGAUAACAAAGGUUCCUAAGGCCAAGAUCGACAUAUGCACAAGAAAAUAAGCUGUUUUUCAGGGCCACACUUGAGAGUUUUGCUGUAUGUAUUUACUGUGUAAUAAACGAAGUUCAAGUUA
Dermacentor andersoni is the source of this 8963-nucleotide messenger RNA. Lineage: Eukaryota; Metazoa; Arthropoda; Arachnida; Ixodida; Ixodidae. The record is from RefSeq and is a predicted model, not a curated record.